Messenger RNA from Triticum aestivum (bread wheat), 1310 nucleotides. RefSeq names its product RING-H2 finger protein ATL34-like. The coding region runs from base 461 to 1078 and encodes 205 amino acids. The record is from RefSeq and is a predicted model, not a curated record. The transcript has a single exon. Lineage: Eukaryota; Viridiplantae; Streptophyta; Magnoliopsida; Poales; Poaceae.
UGUCGCUCGGUGCGCACUUCUCCCCGUUCUCCUUGUCUUCCUCCUCACUCCGCGCGGCCACAACCACACACCGCGUGCGCUCACGCCUGAGACGUUACUCUACGACGCCGCCAAAUCCUCGCGCGCGCGCACGCUCGAACUAGCUAAUGAAUCGGCACGACUCUUCCCGAACGAGCCAACGGAGCUCGAAACCGUAGGCCGCUCAAACCGCCGGCCGAGAGAGCGCGCGGCGCGAUCCACUGUACCACGGCGGCACGCAGAGAGAUCGGUCGCUUUCCAUUUUCCGUCCGGCGCACGGCGGAGAACAAGAAGGCCUAUUUCUACCUCUUCCUCGACGCCGCGAAUCUUGACUCAUCGUACCGCGACAGCGCCUACCCAGAUAAACUUCUAGCGCCGACGGUUUUGUUCUGCCGAGCCAGCAUUCGCACGAAGGAGGAUCGCGCACAGCAGGGCCGCACUCAUGCUGAACCUGUACCCGAGGCUGGCGACGGGCGGCGCGCUGGCGGUGGACGACGACGAGCCGCACAUCUGCUACGCCAUCAUGGCGGCGCUCGUGUCGCUGCUGCUCUUCUGCGUGCUCCUCGCCGUCGUCAGCCCCGCCAGGGCCUGCGCCAUCACCAGCCUCCUCGUCCUCCUGUUCGGCCUCGUCGCCUUGCUCGCGCCGGCGCGCGGCACCGUCCCGGCGCACAGGAACGCUAGCGGCCUCGGCCAGCGGCUGCCCGCGCCAACGGUGCGGCUGGUGCGCCGGUGCACGUGCGGGCUGACGGACGCCGCGAUCGGCGCCCUGCCGACAUUCGCGUACGAGGGCCCAGCGGCCAGCAAGGGCGGCGGCGACGAGCCGCGCGGGAGCUGCCAGCUGCUGUGCGCGGUGUGCCUGGAGGACGUGCAGGGCGGCGAGAUGGUGCGGCAGCUGCCGCCGUGCAGGCACCUGUUCCACGUGGACUGCAUCGACAUGUGGCUGCACACCCACCGGACGUGCCCGCUCUGCCGCUGCGAGCUCUCGCCGCGGAAGGUCGCCGCGAAAGCCGUUGCCGCGGCCGCCACGGGCUCAUCGGCCCAGGCGUUGCCACCGGUGUGAAACCGAUUCAUACGACUGCUGCUGUUGCUGUAGCGACAUUCCUUACUUCCUUUCUGGGAAUUCGAAUUACCCACACGGCAACUAAGCCAAUGUAGUAGAGAAAGAAGAGUUCGAUUUAGGGAGGGAUUAUUACCAUUCUUCACGCCAGAUGCUUAGUACUGUUGGCGUACGUGCAGUUCAAUUGGUGUAUUCAGUGAGACAAGAAUAAAACGAUCUGGCAGAGAUUCCAUUA